AUGUGGGAGUUCAGGUCCAUGUCUUUCUGGCGGGCGGUGUUUGCUGAGUUCUAUGGCACAAUGUUCUUCGUGUUCUUCGGGCUGGGGGCGGCCCUCCGCUGGACCACCGGGCCCCAUAAUGUUCUUCAUGUUGCCUUUUGCUUUGGUUUGGCGGCCGCCACCUUCAUCCAGUCUAUUGGCCACAUCAGUGGAGGACACAUCAACCCAGCCGUUACCUUUGCCUACCUGAUUGGCUCUCAGAUGUCCCUGUUCCGUGCUUUCUUCUACAUCAUUGCCCAGUGUCUCGGAGCGCUGGCUGGUGCUGCUGUGCUCUAUGGGGUCACACCCAGCAACAUGCGGGGAAACUUGGCACUGAACACGCUGCAGCCAGGCAUCAGCUUGGGCAUGGCCACCACAAUUGAGAUUUUCCUCACCCUCCAGCUUGUCGUCUGCAUCUUUGCUGUGACAGAUGAGAGACGCAACGGACGCCUGGGCUCUGCUGCUUUGGCCAUUGGCUUCUCUGUGCUCAUGGGGCAUCUUCUUGGGAUGUACUACACUGGAGCAGGAAUGAACCCUGCAAGGUCCUUUGCUCCAGCUGUUCUGGUCAGGAAUUUUGUCAACCAUUGGGUGUACUGGGUGGGUCCUAUGAUUGGUGGUGCCAUGGGUGCCUUGCUGUAUGACUUCAUGCUGUUCCCUCGUUUCCGUGGUCUCUCCGAGAGGCUCGCCACACUGAAGGGCGCCCGACCCCCAGAGGCCGAUGGCCAGCAGGAGACCAGGGGAGAGCCCAUCGAGCUCAAGACACAGGCCCUAUAAGCCCGGAGUUAGAAGAUUGGCUUUUCUGAACCCCCUCCUCCUGCCCACCUCAUCCCUCACCUGUCAUGCCUCCCUCUGCACCUGGUCCAUCCUCAGCCCACACACUGUUUUUGCACACAUACCUCCUCCCUGUCUCAACACAUGCUACUAUAGAUCCCGAACAUUUUGUUUUCCCUUUUUUGAAUC
Molecule: messenger RNA, 978 nt
Organism: Oreochromis aureus
Lineage: Eukaryota; Metazoa; Chordata; Actinopteri; Cichliformes; Cichlidae
Gene: mipa
Product: major intrinsic protein of lens fiber a
Exons: 4
Coding region: 1-792 (263 amino acids)
Biological process (GO): transmembrane transport
Cellular component (GO): plasma membrane
Molecular function (GO): water channel activity
Source: RefSeq, a predicted model, not a curated record